Molecule: messenger RNA, 559 nt
Organism: Aureobasidium subglaciale EXF-2481
Lineage: Eukaryota; Fungi; Ascomycota; Dothideomycetes; Dothideales; Saccotheciaceae
Exons: 1
Source: RefSeq, a predicted model, not a curated record
GUCUCACCCACCGAAGUCCGCUUGCUCUCGUGCGGUACUAUCCUAUAUUGAGCAAUUGAAUCUUCUUGAUCGCGCGACGAUACUCGACAUGCUCAAAGUGUUAGACAGAAAGGAUAGGUCUAACCACAAGGUGUCUUGCUAGAUCAAUGCGGAGUUCGGAUGAGCUGUCUGUCGCUUACAGUUACGAAGUUCCGGUGAGACUAGUCCGUCUUCCUCAUUGAUCCUCGAGACUUCCUACAAGCUUCACAAUCUGUCGCACGCAGUGACUUGUAGCUGAAUGAACAUCUCAGCAGGAUGUCUCGACGUCUCAGAUCUCUGUUCUUUCUCGUCCUCUGGUCCGACCAAAUUUUCACUCGGCUGAGACACGAGAACGGUCGCCCUGGAACGUCCAUACGCGUCGGUGAACACGAGGGAUCAUGUAGUUCGUGCCUUCCUCAUUGGGUAGAGGCAUUCCAAAGAAGAUCAACAUACUUGGGCUGGAAAGUAUACAGUCUCGACCCUAAUAGUCUAGACACUUUAAGGUAGCGUAUCCGACAUGGAAAGUUGAAGCUGUUCAUGC